Aspergillus clavatus NRRL 1 is the source of this 786-nucleotide messenger RNA. RefSeq lists its product as uncharacterized. Lineage: Eukaryota; Fungi; Ascomycota; Eurotiomycetes; Eurotiales; Aspergillaceae. Gene Ontology annotation, biological process: transmembrane transport. The record is from RefSeq and is a predicted model, not a curated record. The transcript has 2 exons. The coding region runs from base 1 to 786 and encodes 261 amino acids. Gene Ontology annotation, molecular function: transmembrane transporter activity.
AUGACGGUGUUCACUGGGCCCCUCUUUGCCCCAUUCGUCGGUGGCUUCAUCGUAGAGAGUUACCUGGGUUGGCGCUGGACGGAAUAUCUCACUGGGAUCACAGGCACCUCGGCUUUUGCCCUGGAUCUAUUCUUUCUGGAAGAAACGUAUCUGCCGGUUGUCCUCAUCGGAAAGGCUGCUGAACUGCAUCUACGGACGAAGAAUUGGGGCAUCCACGCAAAACAAGAGGAAAUUGAGGUGGAGUUGGGUGAGCUCAUUCGGAAGAAUUUCAGUCGUCCGCUGCGAAUCCUAUUCACCGAACCAAUCGUGCUCUUGCGGGGUAUAUACAUGGCAUUCCUGUACGGUUUGCUAUAUCUCUUUAUGAUAGUUUAUCCCAUUGUUUUUCAGCAGAUCUACGGUUUCGGUAAAGGUGUUGGUAGUCUGCCCUAUAUUGGGAUGAUCAUUGGGGAGUUCCUGGGAGGCAUCUUUAUAAUCCUGCUCCAGCCAUGGUACAACAAGAAAUUGGAUGCCAACAAUGAUAUACCCCCCGACAGUGCCGCUUCUGCUCUGGCCGCAAAUAGCGUUCUGCGUUCUGCAGCUGGCGCAGGAUUCCCUCUUUUCGCACCGUCUAUGUUUAACGCUUUCGGCGUCAACUGGACCGGAACCCUGCCUGGCUGCGUCGCUGCGCUCAUGAUGCCCAUGCCGCUCCUCUUUUAUCUGUACGGACACAAGAUCCGGGCUAAGAACAAGUUUACAAUGGAAUAUCUUCCAGCUGUUCAAGCUCACAAUGAUAAGCACGCGGAUUGA